Messenger RNA from Castor canadensis (American beaver), 9253 nucleotides. RefSeq names its product phosphatase and actin regulator 2 (gene Phactr2). Gene Ontology annotation, biological process: actin cytoskeleton organization. The record is from RefSeq and is a predicted model, not a curated record. Gene Ontology annotation, molecular function: actin binding. NCBI's taxonomy places the organism in Eukaryota, Metazoa, Chordata, Mammalia, Rodentia, Castoridae.
CAAGUCACCUCUAAACACUUCAGCAUGCGUAUCAAUUAGACAUCACUCUGUUUAUGGUUUCCCUAAGGUAAAUUUUACAUAAAAUGAAAUGUACAAAAUCAUAAAGACCACUUGACCAGUUUUACAUUAUCCAACAGCUAUUAAAAUAAAUCCCACCACCCUUAAGCCCCUUCCUAAAUAAUUCGUACCUCCCUCUCAUUCCAAGAAGAAACUACUGCUCUCAUUGUCUUUGUUCUUUUCUUGCCAUCGAUUCAUUUAGAAAUUUUGUAUAAAUGGAACCAUAAAUGCACCGCAGCUAUUUUUCUGCAUGGCCUUCUUAGCACGGUGUUUGAGAACUGUGUUCUUGUUGUUCUUUGUUGCCACGGAUUUAUGCAAUGGCUUAGCAAAAGGAAAAGAAAUAAGUAGGUCUGUUCUAUCUUCCUGGAAGUGGCUGUCCUUGCUAUUGAAUUUUUAUCUGUAUUUGUUUUCUUCCUCAAUAUUUUAUUGUGGGAAAUUUCCAAAAUACAGAGAAGAUGAAAAAUUGUACCUCCCCCACCCCCGCCCACAUAUCCAACUAGAGUCAACGCUUCUCAUUUUGCUGUAGUUUACCUUAUUGUGUACGUGUGCAUCUACUCAUUUUUUUUAAAUUACAGAAUGCUGUCUUAUUGAAUGGAUAAUACCAUAGUUCACCCAUUGUGGACUGCCACCAAAAUAUGGAAGUUAGGACAAUUUGAUGGACUGGACAAAGCUUCCAGAGCCAACUCAGAUGGCCCCACGGCAGGUUCCCAGACACCGCCCCUCAAGAGAAAGGGGAAGCUCUCCACCAUUGGUAAAAUCUUCAAGCCUUGGAAAUGGAGAAAAAAGAAAACCAGCGACAAAUUUAGAGAAACCUCAGCAGUAUUAGAGAGGAAGAUAUCCACAAGACAAAGUAGAGAGGAGCUGAUAAGAAGGGGCGUGCUUAAGGAAUUGCCUGAUCAAGAUGGAGAUGUAACAGUUAACUUUGAAAAUUCAAACGGGCACAUGAUACCCAUCGGAGAGGACUCUACCCAAGAGGAGAAUGUAGGGAGGCCUGAAGAAGGUCAAGGCUCUGUAUCUGAGAGAACACCACCUCGGGAGGAAAAGGCAGAAGAUAAGAAAGAGAACACUGAAAUCCACUCUGAAACACCGGCAGCUCCUGCUCUACCUCCUUCAGCUCCUCCUAAGCCUAAACCUAAACCUAAACCCAAAAAGUCACCUGUGCCUCCCAAAGGGGCCACUGCUGGGGCCAGCCACAAAGGUGAUGAAGUGCCUCCCAGUAAAAAAAAUGCCAAGGCUUCUGGUAAGCAGGUCCCCGUCCCUCCACCUAAGCCAACAAGCCGAAAUGCAACCCGAGAGGCUGCUGGUUCUUCUCAUUUGAAAAAACCUACUGGCUCCAAAGCAUCAGCUUCGCCAUCAACUGCAUCCACCUCUUCUCGUCCCAAAGCCUCCAAGGAAACAGUUGCUAGCAAAACAGGGACAGUGGGGACCACCAAGGGCAAGAAAAAAACUAGCAAGCAGCCAGCGACAUCUCGACUGUCUUCAGAGACCACUGCUUCUGGCCCAUCUGAUCUUAAGGGAGAAACUUCGGAGCCUGGAGUGGAGAGUUUCCAACCUGAACAGACUGUCUCUGGGGCUGAGGAGCAGAACACAGGCAAAUCCAAGGCCACAGUCCCUCUACCCCCAGUGGCUCGUUCACCUUCCCCCCCAGACCUUCCUCUGCCUCUUGAGGAGCAGUGCAUUAUUGCCUCAGACACUCCUGUGGUCUUGGUCAGCAAUGGAGCUGACCUGCCCAUCUCUGCCUUAGACCCAAGUCAGCUCCUUUGGACUGAAGAACCAACGAACAGAACCACUCUCUAUUCAGGCACUGGCUUAAGUGUUAGCAGAGAAAAUGCAAAAUGUUUUACGACCAAAGAUGAGCUGGGGAAGACAGGACCUCAACUGAUGACUCCUGGGCCGAUGGGAGAAUCUUCAGAAUCCUUCAGUACCCCAGAAGAUGAAGGCCCAAGGGAGUACCAGGCCACUGACUCUGACUCAGAUGGGCCCAUCUUGUACACAGAUGAUGAUGAAGAAGAAGAUGAGGAUGAAGAUGGCAGCGGAGAAAGUGCUUUGGCAAGUAAGAUACGACGAAGAGAUACUCUUGCUAUCAAACUUGGCAACAGACCAUCUAAGAAAGAAUUAGAGGAUAAAAACAUCCUUCAGCGUACAUCAGAAGAAGAGAGGCAGGAAAUCCGACAACAAAUUGGAACCAAGUUGGUCAGGAGACUCAGCCAGAGGCCUACCACUGAAGAAUUAGAACAAAGAAAUAUCCUAAAACAAAAGAACGAAGAAGAAGAACAAGAAGCAAAAAUGGAACUUAAACGCAGACUGAGCCGAAAGCUGAGUCUGAGACCCACAGUGGCAGAGCUCCAAGCCCGAAGGAUCCUAAGAUUUAACGAGUAUGUAGAAGUCACCGAUUCUCCUGACUAUGACCGCAGGACGGACAAACCCUGGGCCAGGUUAACACCUGCAGACAAGGCAGCAAUAAGGAAAGAACUAAAUGAAUUUAAAAGCACUGAAAUGGAAGUUCAUGAAGAGAGUCGACAGUUUACCAGGUUUCAUCGUCCAUAACGGAAGUGUCGACUGUUUGGAAAACAGAUUGAUCAUCUUUGGCAGAAGCCCUGCUUCCUGAAAACCUGAUAUUGCACUGAGAUUUGAAUGUUGUGUUUCCACCUGAUUGUGGUGAAGGAAGUGUGUGACUCAGCUUUGUUCAAAGGUGUUCCUCACCUGUAUACCCAUGUGGGGCCAACAAGCAGAAGGAAGGAAGCAGUGAGCCUUGCAGCCUAGAAUGUGUAUUGAUGGUAAGGGACAGACACUAUGGCUAUAUCAGCUGUUCUUCAUAAGGAGUUUUAAUCAAAGAAGAUGAGCAGAAGACAAUCGCUGGCUCCCUACUACCAGAAAGCCAACUGAUAUAAUGUGUACAGUUUAAAGAAAAAUAGAUUGGAAUUGCUGGGUACUGCAAAGGGGUGGGAGUUGAAAAUCAGAAAGAGAGAAAUAUUUCAUUAUGUUAAUGAAGAAAAGAGAAAAUAAAAGCAUAAAUGCAUUUUCGAGGUAGGCAUUUGGUAGCUGAGAACUUAUUAAGUGAUUUUGGAAUCAAAUUGCCCAAUCUGGAUUCCUCAAAGACUUGAUUCUCGAAGAACAUUCUUGUUUUACCAUUAAGUUGGUACAAUAUAGUACCAUUAUUUUAUGUUGUGCCAGUGAGUCCAGUUGCCAGAAAUAGUCUGGAUGUUUUCAUGCAUCUUUUUCUUAAAUGCAAGAAGCUUCUAUUGACUCUUACAAGCAUGCUCACCCAAAUUUUGUUGCAUGCUUUAAGUAUCACAGCUAUAUACACUUGACUUUUUUUAUACUCUUUUCCUAGUGUAUCAGCCUUCCACAAGAAUAACAGAACCAGGCAUAAAGUCAGAUGUAAUGUGAUCCUAUAAAACUGCUGAAAGCUUUAGAAAUAAAUCUCUUGGGCUUUCCCUUUGUUGAUUAUCUCCAGGCUCAAGCAACCAUACUUGAUCAAAAGAAGAUAGUGUCGACAAUCAUUACACCCUUUUAAAACCUGAAUCUGGGAGGUACCAGUUAUUUUUCAGUGCUUCAUUUAAAAAAAAGUUGGGUUGCUGCUAUUUAAAAAGUCAAGCACAUGGAUCAAAAAAAUAAUAAUAAUAACCAUAAGGCUUAAAAGAACACAGAAAAUUCUGCUAAUUUAUGUGUAAUGAAAACACCAUCUUGUAUAGUAAGAAUGUGUGGAUUGUAUCCAUAAAUACAGUAUUUACUUUCAGUGAGAUGACCUUGUGAGCCCACAGUCAGUAUUGUUUACAUUAAGGACCCUCUACUAUUGAUUUUUCUCUUGUCCACGGUGUCAGUUCCAAGCACAGAAUAGCUUCUACUCCCAGAUACAUCAGCUCACAUGUACAUACUACCUUGCAUUUAGUUGUUCUUUCAUGGUUAUUGUGUGCCCCUUGUUAAAAACACAUGAACUGUAUAACAAGAAGGCAAAUCAAAGUAGAGUUUAUUUUAUUCUUAGAGGUUAGAUUCGAAUUUUCUGAAGUCUUUCUGGUCCAGACUGUGAAAGACUAUAAUUUUCAGUUUCAAUCCAAAAGUAAGCAUUUAAUCUGUUGGGUAAGUUUAGAUCCCUCUCUUCUCCCAAUUCAUCGGUGUUUUGAAGAAUCAUUUGAAAUGGGAUGAUUGUAAUUUUGAAUAAUUUCAAAAUUUAAAAACAUUAGCCCCACAUGGCCUAUUAUAAAAAGCCAGGAUCAUUUUAUAAGGAAGAAACAUAGCCAGCAUUAUUAUACCUCGUGCUGCACUCAGCUAUGUGCAUCAAUUAACUAAGCCCAAAUUCUGUACCGUUGUCAGCUCACUAAUAAAAUAAGACAUACUUUGCUUUGAAAAAAGUAUCUCUGCAUGCCCAAGUAUCUGUCUCCAAUUGGGGUUUUGUCUCUUUUAGCUCUGUUCUGUUUUGUUGUUUUGAAGUGCUGGGGAUUAAACCCAGGGCUUUGUGCACGCAAGGCAAGUGCUCCCACCCUAGUAUUUCAAUUAGCUUUGUUUUCAUUUUUCUAGUCAUUCUUUUCCUUAUGACAUUUUAUUUUCACUUUAGAGUCUUGAAAAUAUGUUUCUUUUCUUUUACUAUGCUGAUAAUCUUUGAACAUUUCUUAUUUCUAAUCAUAAAUUCUGCAUAGUGAUAAAUAUAAGGUAGCACCAUUUUAUGACUCAAAAUGUAUGUCAUAGAAAGUUUCUAUUUGGCUGAUAAAAGGAACAGUCACUUUUCCACUAGCAGUACAUAUGAGGCAAUUUUUUAUUCCCUAAAAUGAGAUUCACCCAGUACAAAAAUGAAAAUCUGGUACUUCAAUAUAUUGUUUUCCUUAUAUGAUAUGCAGGUUUAUGAAUUACUCACUCUUUUUCUUCAUACUGAUUGAUGCAUUUAGAGAAAACUUUAUAUGUUAAAAGUUUAAAAUUUAAAAAAUAAUUAACCACUGCUACCUUAAUUAAAAUUAUUUGGAACCACCAACUAUUUCAUUAAAAUGAACCAUUAAAUAAAAGCAAUAGGAAGAAUUAGAGGGUUAUGAGAAAAACCAUAUUUUGCAGAAUAAGGCUGUUUUCAUGGUUGAUUUUUAAAAAUAGAAUCACUGUGUAUCAGUACCAGCAGCCUAUACAGGGUCUACUGCCUGGCAGCCCAAAAGAUGGAAAGGCUUGGGACACCCUCCCUACAAAAAUGCCUCUGUCCACUGCCAGCAACCCAACCAGUAACUUCUAUCCUUUAAGGAAAAUAAAUGUGUGUGGGGGAAUUGGGUUGGGGGUGGUUUGAACUCGGCCUUGCACACACUAUUUUCUACUACUGACCUGCUACACCCUCAGCCCCUGGAUGUCUUUGUUGUUGUUGUAACACAAUUCUGAGUUUUCAUGCAAGUGUAAUAUUAAGCUGACAUAGAGCAAGUGAGUGAGUUUUCCUGGGUCGCUGAGAUAUGAUUAAGGAAGAAAACAAACCCCUCUCAAGGAAGAACCCAGGUAGAAAAGAACUAGACAGAAUGUAAAAACCAAAGUGACCAUUUCCAGCUUCUGCAAAAAUGAAGAAAAAGCCCAUUAAUAUGAAGAUAGUAAGAUUGUUAAGUGGGCUACAUCAGAGCCUCAUGGUCAUUGCCAAUCAAUGUGAACAAAAUUAGUUCUCUGAUGGUCAGCAAGCAAUUACAGGCAGUGUGCUUGAUAAUUUCCUACACAGGGAAGUGUCUUGCAUUUCUUAGUGCUAAUUAUAACCUGGGUUAAUUCCUUAAACUAUUUAACUGAAGUCUACAAUAUUCAGAGAAUAUUGUCUUGGGUAUUUGAAAAGCUUUUUUAAUUGGAGAAGAAAGCAAACAUCUAUUUCUCUGUCUUAACCAGGAAAGCUGACUUUCUGGUUUCAUAUUCAUGUCCUUAUUAACAGAAUGAGUGAAGUCACUUAUCAUUCUCAAAUGUCAGUAGAAAGUUCUUAAAUUUAAGGAAAUAGAAAGAUUGAGUACACCCUUCAAAAUAAAUCGCCAAAUCUGAAAAUGAGUCAUGAGUUCUUAAAUCCCAAAAGUCAGGUCUUGCAUACCCCAAUUAGUUCAAUGCUGAUUGUCACUAAAAAAUACAGUAGCUUACACUUGAAAAGAGAAAAAAUCUGCACUAACACUGCAUAUCAUUAUACCACAUCAACACACAGCAGGCAUUAUACUUUAUAGAGUAAGAGAGACAUAAGUUUUAAAAAUCAGACCAUCUACACAAUAGAAAAAAGGCAGUCUUGUCUGCCACACAGUAGUAUGUCUGCAUUUAAACAGUGAAAACUUCUUCUUCUUCCUUUCUUGCUCAAAAGUUUCAUCUCUCUGUUAGUAUUUUUAAGUGUCCCUAGCCGCAUAUUUCAUGCAGAGUAAGAAAUUUUCCUCACAGUAGGUGAGAUGCAUUUAAAUUGAUAUAAGAUAGAUGAAUUUAUGUCAGUUUCACCAGUAUGGCAGAAUUGUUCAAGCAUUCUUAAAUUCUAGUUAUAUUAGUAAUUGGAGAUCAUUAUUUCUUCAAGUCAUCAGAAUAUAUUGUGAGCACUAAGGAACUUUUUAGAUACAAUUUAUCUACAAAAUUGUCCAUGGCCCCUUGAAAUGGUUAAUCUUUCAUUAGUGGAAUCUACAUAUAUAUUGUUUUACAUGACAGAGCACAAUAAAUUUCCAUAAUUCAAAUAUGUGCUGGAGGGGAAAACAGUGCCAAAAGUAGUCCAUCAAAUAAUGGGAGCUUCUUCCUGAGAGUAAGCAAGCUUAAAAGAGGGAUUUUAUUUUAGGCACUACUAGAAAAUCAGGUGGUGACCAAAGAGUAGUGGGAACAAAGGUAGAAAACCCUCAAACCAUUCUCCUUUUCACUUUCCACUUACUUUUAUAAUCAUCAAGCUCAAGGCUAUUUGGAAAUGUGAGGCACCAUUAGCAUUUCUAGAAAGCAGCUGAAAGAUUGGCCAUCUAUGCUGUUUUGAGGUCGGGGUCAUCCCAGAUUAAGAGAUCCUAUUGUAUCCAUUGUAAGAUUUCUAGCAAAGAAAUGGAGAAUCUUUGUGGCAGCUAUUCCCACUUAACGCCAACCUUACAGGAAAGGCUGUUUUAAGUUGUGCAAGGAUUUACUGCGCGCGCACACACACGUCAUUAGCUUGUCAUUGCUAGCACAGCUGCACAUAUGAGCAAAGAACUGUGGAUCGGUGUCCCUCAGUGGGGUGCUGUUGGCAUUUGGAUCUAGGCAAUUCUUUGUUGUGCAGAAAUGUCCUACGCAUUGCAAGAUGAUUAAUAUCCCAGGUCCCUGCUGACUAAAUGCCAGUAGCAUUCCCAGGCAUGUGAAAACCAAAAUUAAGAGGCCUUUCUUGUUUGUAGGCCCUCCAAUGGAGGAUGGUACCCCUCACCUGAGUUCCACUGUCUACUGCAGUUUGAGGACAUAGGAGGAAGUGUCUAUCACAGAUAAUUGGCUCUACUGCUGGCAUUUCUUUGGUCCCUUUCAUUUUUCCAGCCUUCUGUUUUGAUGCAGCUUUCAUUUACCACUUUUUCAGGCAGGAGAUAGCAGCCAGCCUUGGCAACUCUAGUAGGAAGUGGGUAUAGUGAUUUAGCCUGGUGUCUGUACUUCAAAAAAGGGGAGCUUUUACACAAAAAAGCUUUUUUUAUUGUUGUUUUGGGGGUUGUUUUCCACACUUUUUUUCAGAACUGCAGUGUGAUCACAAUCUUUGUCAAUGUCACGAGGAUUGUUGUAAGGGUUAAAUAGAAACAGUGACUCUUAACAAUGCACAUAAACAAAGCAGGGGUCUUUGGAAGCCACCAUUGAAUUUCGCCUGGGAACGCUGCAUCCUAUGGGUUCCAAAAGCUUCUGUUUCUCCCGUUACAGAAGCAUUUAAUCUGCAUGCAAAUGCUUGAAUUUUCCCACAUAAACAUAGUCAUGCAUGGGGAUGUAUGAACACUUCAUCAUGACGGAAAUGUGGCAGAACUGUGGAUUGCAUACAUAUUGUUCAUCCUGCAGUGAUGGUCCUACACAAAACAAGAUGACUUUUAUCCAGGGAAAACACUGUUAAACUGUGCUAACAAUACAGCAACAUAUUCUCUUUGUCACAUUUUGUGGUUGAAGUUGAAUGGUGUGGUCAAUAUGUCUUGAAACUACUUGGAUGAACUGUCACUAGGAGAAUGGAAUUAAUUUAGCCACUAUAAUUUUUUUUGAAAUAUUAAAAUUCCAAAAAAAAGGUUUUUUGAGGCAGAGCAACUUUGAGUUGAUAAAGGUGGUUAUGUUUUGAUCUUAUAGACGGUGCUGAAAAAUUCUUAUCCUUUUUGAUAGCAGUAUUUUUUUUAAAGAGAACAAACUGAAAGGAAUAAAUGAGGCAAAAUGCCACUCCACCCUCAGGUCAAUCUUAUGGUAUAUUAAAAUGCCAACAAUAUUUGUGCCACUUGCCAAUCUGGAGGGCUUUUCCCUUACUGGAUGCUUUUAUUAUAGUUUGACUAUAUCAUUACAUUCUUAGGGACCCCACAAUAAGAAAUUGCCACUGUACUGCUAACUAGCAUUUGGAAAUUAUCAGAACAAAUUGAGGGUCAAACCACUUCCAUCGCUUAAAAUAUAGGCACUAACUUUUUUUGUAUACUUUUAGUAUUUUUUUCUGUGGCUUAGAAAUGGGCCAGUAUGUUCAAAACAUUCUUCAGUAAUUUCACUGUUAUAUACCUACUAAAAACUUCAAACUAGUUUAUCUUUUUUUCUAUGUAAUAGUGAUUUUUUAAAUAAUGGACUAUCUGUAUUCUUUUGUUAUUUUAAGCUUUUGUUAAAGUGGUAAGAAUGGUAAACUGUGAUCAUUAUCAGAUUAACUGAAUGGUUCCUGAUUUCCAGCGAGUAAUCUAGUCCUGCGUAUUACACAGGUAUAAUAUCUGUGAGUGUAAAUAACUGGAACUGUACACUGAGUAACAUGACAGUUUCUCCUUUUUGUUGUUCCUAAUCUGUACUGUAUUAUAAUAUGUGGGUAUAAAUAUCUACAAGUAUACACACAUAUGUAUAUGUAUUCCACUAUUGUACCCUGAAAGAAAGACUAUGUAUUAUCUUUUUUAUUUCAUAUUGGUGUUUGUGUUAUUUAAAAAGCAAAACUAUGCUCUAUCUAGUGGUAUAAACAUAAUAGGAUACUUUGCUGUGCACAAGUUCAAGUGCCUUAGAACAUUGUUUAGCUUUCCUAAGUAUAUAUAAAUGCAUAUAUAUGUGUAUAAAAGUGGGAAAAGUUACCUCAAUAAAGUCCUUGGGAAAA